Messenger RNA from Limulus polyphemus (Atlantic horseshoe crab), 1311 nucleotides. RefSeq names its product TWiK family of potassium channels protein 18-like. Gene Ontology annotation, biological process: potassium ion transmembrane transport; stabilization of membrane potential. The record is from RefSeq and is a predicted model, not a curated record. The transcript has 3 exons. Gene Ontology annotation, molecular function: potassium ion leak channel activity. The coding region runs from base 1 to 1275 and encodes 424 amino acids. Gene Ontology annotation, cellular component: membrane. Lineage: Eukaryota; Metazoa; Arthropoda; Merostomata; Xiphosura; Limulidae.
AUGCACAUUGUCACCUUAACAAAAACUAAAGAAUCUUGCAUCGUACGAUAUGCUGAGAAAAUAAAAUCUGUGUCUGAAAAGUGGUUCACGCACGUGUUGUUGUUGCUCUUCCUUCUCGGAUACGCAGCUCUAGGGGCUGUAAUUUUUCAAUGGAUUGAAGGAUCAGUAGAGUAUCAGGAAAAGGUAAGCAUUGAAAAUAUGCGGAUAUUAAUUAUCAAUGACCUCUGGGCUUUGUACAAGAAACAUAACAAAGAGGAGGACUGGCGGGAACACGCGAUGUGGCGACUUGCAGAGUACGAACAGCAGGUGUUUCAAUCCUUCAACAGUAGUACAAAAAAAGAUUCCUUGAACAGACAAUGGACAUUCUUAGGAGCAAUGUUCUACUGCGGAACUGUUUUUACUACUAUAGGUUAUGGUAAUAUUUCUCCCAGCACAAACACAGGAAGAGCUGCAACCAUUGUUUAUGCUUUUUUCGGAAUUCCUUUGAUGUUGAUGGUUCUUGCUGAUCUUGGAAAACUCUUCACCAGGACCAUCAAGUUCAUCUACUUCUACAUCAGACAGUUCUACCAUACAGGAAAAUGUCGGAAAAAUCGAAGGGUUGCUCGAAAGGACAAGAACCAUACCGUUCAGUAUAUGACUGUCAAGUUAAAUUCUGACAACGAAACUGACCCAACCAGUUCUGUUGUGGAUUCUGAGAAAACUUCGUCUAGCUUUAUCAGAGUAAUGGAUGGAAAAUAUGACCUUGAACUUGAUAAUAAAGCAAGUGGCGCAACCCCAUCUGAUUCUUUCGAAAGUGAUGACGAGUUUAACUUACCAAUCUCGCUCGGUUUGUUUUUCCUCGUUAUUUAUAUCAUGAUUGGAGCGUUCAUCUUCACCUUAUGGGAGGAUUGGAGCUUUGUUGAAGCUUUCUAUUUUGUUUUCAUUUCCAUGAGCACCAUUGGUUUCGGUGACUACAUUCCUGAACAUCCCAUCUAUAUGAUAGCUACCUUCAUCUACCUGCUCUUUGGUUUGGCCCUCACAUCAAUGUGCAUCAAUGUUGUGCAAGAGAAACUAUCAGCUACUUUCGAAAAAGCUAAGAUCAGAAUCGGAACCACAAUGGGUCUGGACGCGCACAGUCUCCUCCAAGAUCGUCUAGCUCCGAAAGUUGCUAAACUGGAAAUAGCAGAAGUACACGGUAGACGAAGGUGGAAGGAAGAAAUAUCCGAUGAGACAGAAAAUAUAGACAAAAAUACGAGAAAUGAGAUAGAAUAUAAUAUCAAAGAGACGACGUGGUGAUAAAAUGAAUUAUUUCUUUAGAUUAGAUUGUAGUGG